AUGAAUAAACACCUUGACGAGCUGCUUUCGGAACCGUUGUUUCCAGAAACUCCUGAUAGCAGUAACAAAGACGACUCUCUAUCAACCAACAUAUGGCGCAUGUACACAAAAGCAAAAGAUUCGUUGCCACAUGCCGAUCGCAUGGAAAACCUUAUGUGGCGUAUGAUGACCAUGACCUUAAAAGCCAACCAUGAUGCACUUGUUGCAGCAACAAAACAAAAGGCAACGCAACAGCAGCAGCACAAGGAUGAUGCCAUGCAUGUUGACCAAGACGAUGUAUUACAACAGCAGCAAUUACCAACAACGACAGCAACGACAGCCAUGGAUGUGCCACAGUUGUACAAUUCACCCCCAAAAGCUGAUAACACCGUAGCUUUGUUAUCAUCGUCAGCUCCACCUUAUAUCAUGGAUCUUUUACGGGAUAGUCUAGAGCCAUUGGAUGAGCCAACGUGGAACGUCAUGGUUUCAGGAAGUUCACGUGCGUCAUCAUCUACAACAACCACUGACGAGGAUAAGCGACGUGAUGAUCAUGCUGAGCCUCGUUGUUCUCAAGCAAUGGUGAUCCCGCAUACAAUGGAAAAUGACUUGGCAGUGACCGAAACAUAUUUAAACCAGGAACUAAGUCAAUCAACAAUGCUCUCAUCGAAGUCGGCUCAUCAUCAUACAUCUUUACCAGCACAAUAUCACCCCACCCUCACAGCUGCUAUUAAUCAACAGCAUAUACCUAAUUUUACGUCAUCCACCAUAACGCAUCCUCACAUUGACAUACAUGCCAUUCCAAAAACUUCUUCUUUUUCGAGUAUGACCAUCCCACAUCCUGAAACAACGGCUGAGAUUCCCCACACAACAACGGCAGUCGGCAUAAAUCCGAGCGGGAGCGGCAUGAGCUUGGGUGAUCUUGUGUCUUUUUGUGACCCAGACCAACAACAAUCCUGGGAACCACCUUUGGAUGCUUUGGGGUUACUUAGUUUGCAAAGCAUAGAUGUUGAUAAUACAUCAACAGUAUCAUCAGCUGAUGCAUUGGAGAAAAAUAACAGCACCACUGCUACUGCUACUACUACCCACAACAACAACAACAAUCAUCAAGCAUCUUCACCAGCUUUGACCAACAGUGGUCGUCAACAACGUAAAGCAACCUUUCCACAAGAUCGAACAAGAUGUAGCAAUUGUGAUACCACCACUACACCGUUAUGGAGAAGGAAUCCUGAAGGGCAGCCUUUAUGCAAUGCGUGUGGACUCUUUUACAAGUUGCAUGGUGUUGUACGUCCUCUUAGUCUCAAGUCGGAUGGCAUCAAAAAGCGAAAUCGACAGGGUGGGAGCACGCAAAGUAGUGGCAAUGCAAGAUUUAAAUCAAAACAGCAACUUGAAAUACCAGGUCGAGGUUUAAUGCCAGCAACGCCAUCCUUUCACGUUCUACCAGGUCGUCGUCCACUUUUCACACGAUCACACCCACCUGCUACUUCCAUGACAUCUCCACAAAGUAAAAAGAAGCGGAGGGCAUCUACACAGCCCAUCUAUAAUCAUCAGCACAAUACAUUUGGCUACCCUACCCCAUCAUCAAGUGUAUCUUUUAACCAUCCCAAUGAUGGAUACAAUCCACAUCCACCACCACCACAGCCAUCACCAUCAUCCCAACAACAUUAUCACCAUCCACCAGGAUUGCCAUCAGAUUUACACGCGACUCUUGAGACCAUAGGUAAUCAUUUGAGUACUUUGCCCCCAGAGCUACUACCGAUUAUUGCAUCAGCAGCCAAUUACCAUGCCAUGGCUAAGCGUCAACAACAACAACAACAGCAACAGCAACCUCCCACAGCAACAUCAUCAUCAUCGUCACCAUCUGAUCAACUUCGGUAUCCAUCAUCAUGA
Messenger RNA from Lichtheimia ornata, 1866 nucleotides. RefSeq lists its product as uncharacterized. Gene Ontology annotation, biological process: negative regulation of transcription by RNA polymerase II; positive regulation of transcription by RNA polymerase II. NCBI's taxonomy places the organism in Eukaryota, Fungi, Mucoromycota, Mucoromycetes, Mucorales, Lichtheimiaceae. The record is from RefSeq and is a predicted model, not a curated record. The transcript has 2 exons. Bases 1 to 1866 code for a protein of 621 amino acids. Gene Ontology annotation, molecular function: zinc ion binding; DNA-binding transcription factor activity, RNA polymerase II-specific; RNA polymerase II cis-regulatory region sequence-specific DNA binding.